Molecule: messenger RNA, 1546 nt
Organism: Strongylocentrotus purpuratus (purple sea urchin)
Lineage: Eukaryota; Metazoa; Echinodermata; Echinoidea; Camarodonta; Strongylocentrotidae
Product: cleavage and polyadenylation specificity factor subunit 6
Exons: 3
Coding region: 812-1069 (85 amino acids)
Source: RefSeq, a predicted model, not a curated record
UACCGAUAACGCGAAUAAUGAUCGAAGAGGAGGAUAUAGCAUAAUUAUAUCGCUACAUACGUAUACUAUUUAUCUACACUAGCUGGAUUAACGAAUUAUUUUAUGGUGUAGGAAUCUAUUGCCUGAUCGAGAGAAAACAACAACAACAUCAAAACAUAUCGUCUUGCAAUAACUUAUUAACAUUGGAUUGAAGAAAGACAUUCUUUGUACAUGUACUAGCAACUUGUAACAAUAUUUCAUCUUUUAGCUGAACGUCACCGAGAAUAAUCGUGAGUGUAUAAAUCAUCAACAGCAACUUCCAACUCGUGGCACGGAAGUCUAUUUUCAACGCGGGGAAAUUAAUAUGAUUGCCACAUAAUCAAUGCCUUCGGUUGUUCUAUAAACAGGAUUGGUACUUCUUUUGUUUUCAGCACGUUCUUCACGUAGCAUCUAUAUUUUUCGUGGUGCUGUUUAACUACCGGGAUACGUGAUAUAAGUUUCGGUUUACAUCGAUAUAUCAACUCCUGUACCUGUUCAGCGCUAAGAAGACCACCGCAAGUGUCGACACUGACUAGAAAAAUCUGCCUUGUGGAGAUAAUAAAGUGGAUAUAAACCUUCGAAACCCUUUUUAAGUUUCAGCAAUAGAGUUGAUCCAGUAAGAUCUAAUUAAUUAUACUUCUGUUGGACAGGUAUCUGUGUUUAGUGCAUGGUUAAACUAUAAUUUGCGACCGAUAGAUCAUCUUAAUUUAUGCACCUUUGUUCUAUAGAGAUAUAAGAUUUCAGAGUCAUAUUUCAUCACUUCGUGUAUCCGUAGACAAACCUUCUACCAGUCAUGUCUUCGGAGAAACCAGCUGAUGGAGAAAACAUGGCCGCCAUGGGGGCACCCCCUCCCUACUCCCCCGGAGAAGCGGGUCCUCCUCCCGCCGGGGCACCGUACCCUCCCCCCGCCGGGGCUCCGUACCCGCCUCCCGCCGGGCGCCGUACCCUCCACCGCCAGGCUUUAAUCCUGAUUAUUACCCAGCCGCCGGCGCCUAUCCACCCCAACCGGGCAUGCCGCAGGCCGGGGCCCCCUACAUGCAGCAAACCGUAGUCCCACCUGCUCCCCAGACCAUCACCGUCACCUCACACCAGGCCCCCAUGGUGGCUAUCGUGGACCAGUGCCCCAACUGCAAGAUCGGUGCCCUCCACGAGCAGUUCACCCCGUUUGGCAUCCUCUGCGCCAUUUUCUUUUUCCCAAUCGGAUUAAUCUGUUGCUUGAUGUCACGUCAUAAGAUGUGCCCUGUCUGCGGGACCGUCUUCCAUGGUCGCUAGAUGGUUGUCACAAGAACACUGAAAUAAUUUCGGGGUUACAGUCAUGAAGUUGAAAAUAAAGUUGGUUUUAACAAAUUGGAGAUUAAAAAAAGAGAAAUUGUAUCACUCCACUAUUUAAGACUUCAUUAAAUCUGUUAAUCUAUAUGAAGGGAAGUGUGGUGGCCUAUUAGUACAGUCAAACCUGUCUAAAGCGACCGUCUAAUGAAAACACAAAAAGUUGUCUUUGUAGACAGGUGGUCUUUAAAGACAGGUUCCU